AAAUCUUGUUUUUGCAGCAAACAAAAUGGCAUGUAGUCUAAGUCAGAGUAUACCCAACAACAUUAGAUAUCCUCUAGUUGCAUGUCGUAAGACAAUGCUUUUACUUUUUAGCCAAAAAAAAUUGUUGGAGUCAUAGCUUCAAUAAGAACCAAGCUACUAUUUCGUUCAUUUAUGGCUAGUUUUGUAUACAGAACCAAAUGAGGAUUGCUUGAGAAUCAAGGUCUGAAAGAGCUACUUGAGGGGGGGUAGGCUGUGGAGCAGGGGAGAGAACCUGGAAUAAGAGAGGCCAUCUUAUUAAUGGAGGAAGACGGGGAGUUGCUGUCUUAAUGGUUCAUAAAAUGGAAGAAGAAAUGAUGGAGCAGGGAGAAGGGAAAGGGGGGAUAAAGCUGAAGAAAGAUAAAUGGCGAUCCUUGAAACUAAAGCAUACACAAAGCGCACUAUACCCACCCUCCCUAACAUACAGCCUACGCUUAUCGUUUAAGCAAAAACUAAAACCCACCUCUCUCUCUCUCUCAGGCUUUCUCUCUCUCUUUUUCCAACCCAUUUCCAGCUUUUCCUGCACUUUCUGUUGAUUAGCUCAAACUUUGCAGGCUUGGGGUUUGGGAAAACACUCCAAUCCAAAGUUCUGAGAAAAAGAUGGCUUCAUUUCAAACUCCAAUUGGGACGCGAAGUUCCACUAUGCUUGAAACUUCAUGUGGAUAUCUACUUCAGGAGUUGCAGAUGAUUUGGGACGAAGUGGGGGAAGACCAGUUUGACAGAGAGAAGGUUCUUCUGGAUUUGGAACAGGAGUGUCUAGAAGUUUACCGGAGAAAAGUUGAUGAUGCAAAUGUGUCACGAGCUCGACUUCAUCAGGAACUUGCAGAAGCAGAGGCUGAGUUUACCCAUCUUCUGUUGUCCCUUGGAGAACGCUCUCUUCCUGGAAGGCCAGAAAAGAUGGCGGGAACUUUGAAAGAGCAGCUUGAUUCAGUAACUCCAGCUCUGAGAGAGAUGCGGCUGAGAAAAGAAGAGAGGAUGAAACAGUUAAGUGCCAUACAAGUACAAAUUCAGAAAAUUUCUGCUGAAAUAGAAGGUAAAGCAGAGAAUGUUGAUUCGUCUCGAGUUGUCGUAGAGAAUAAGACCGAUCUUUCUAUGACGAAACUUGAGGAAUAUCAGAAUGAAUUACAGAGACUUCACAGUGAAAAGAAUGAAAGGCUUCAGAGAGUGGAGAAAUAUAUAGACACAGUCCACAAAUUGUCUGCAACAUUGGGGAUGGAUGCUUCCACGAUUAUCACCAAGAUUCAUCCAAGCUUGGACGACCCAUUUGGAAGAUCAAAGAACAUUAGCGAUUCCAUUUUAGAGAAACUUAAAGGCACGGUAGAAUCUCUCAAAGAAGAAAAGCAGCAACGGCUUGAAAAGCUUCACAAUCUAGGAAAAACAUUGACAAACUUAUGGGAACUUAUGGAUUCACCUUACAGCGAUCGCCGAUUGUUUUCCCAUGUAAUUCGUCUAUUAUCAUUCUCAUCACCUGAAAUAUCUGAUCCUGGGAGCCUUGCGUUAUACAUAAUUGAGCAGGCUGAGGCUGAAGUCAAGAGACUUGAUCAACUAAAAGCAAGCAAGAUGAAAGAGCUAUUUAUCAAGAAACAGAUGGAGCUGGAAGAUAUAUGUAACAAAUCGCAUAUGGUGAUACCUUCAAGAUCGGGAAUGGAAAAAAUAAUAAAUCUAAUUCAUUCUGGGGAAAUUGAUCAUGCCAAUCUCCUCACAAGCAUGGAUGAACAAAUAUCAAGAGCAAAAGAAGAAGCAUCUAGCAGGAAGACUAUAAUGGAGAAAGUUGAGAAAUGGAUGUUAACAUGUGAUGAAGAGCGCUGGUUGGAAGAAUAUAACAUGGAUCAAAGCCGAUACUCAGUCAGCAGAGGUGCUCACAAAAAUCUUAGGCGCGCAGAACGAGCAAGAAUAGCAGUCAACAAAAUUCCAGCUUUGGUGGAAUUGCUUUUGGAAAAGACUAGGAGUUGGGAGGCAGAAAGAAGUAAAGUGUUCUUGUAUGAUGAGGUGCCAUUGCUAGAAUUGUUGGAGGAAUAUAAUGCCCUGAGACAGGAAAAAGAGGAGAAGAGGAGACCAAGGGAGAAGAAAAAAGUGCAAACUCAUAUUCUAAUCGAGCCAGAAAGCUUCUAUGGACCAAGGCCAAGCACCAGCAGUCGGCGUCUUUCAAAUGCUAGCAUUAAUGGAGGUUAUAGCAAUGCCAUAGCUUUGAACAGAAGGCUUUCUCAAGGAAUCCUGCAAUUUGGUUCAAACAACAUAAAUUCAGCAACUCAAGGCAUCUCUUUCAUAAAGGAAGCGAAAAAAUCACCUGGACAAAAUAUAGCUCGUCGACACAACCUCGAUUCUCGGGUCAGAGAUGAAACAGCUUCGGUGGUAUCCACAUUUUCAGGCCCAAUAUCUCCUUAGAGCUCACUACAUGACUUCAAGUUCAAAUGUCAUUCAAUAAGAUAAUCCCACAGAAUAAAGUUUGAGAGAACCAUUCUAGCCUGCAAAUUAGCUUAUGUCUUGACUGAAGAUAGAGAAGAUACUCGAGUAGUUAUUCUAUCUUUGAGUUUCUUGUUCAUUCCAAUUAAUUUUUCCUGUACAAACCUCAUGUAGGUCCUAAAAAUAACGCUUAUACAAAGAGAGUGCAAGUCGACCACUACUCAUUUUGAUUGUCUAAAUUGUAUCAAAUUCAUCUA
Cucurbita moschata (crookneck pumpkin) is the source of this 2696-nucleotide messenger RNA. RefSeq names its product 65-kDa microtubule-associated protein 8-like. The record is from RefSeq and is a predicted model, not a curated record. Bases 637 to 2421 code for a protein of 594 amino acids. Gene Ontology annotation, cellular component: cytoplasm; spindle. Gene Ontology annotation, molecular function: microtubule binding. NCBI's taxonomy places the organism in Eukaryota, Viridiplantae, Streptophyta, Magnoliopsida, Cucurbitales, Cucurbitaceae. Gene Ontology annotation, biological process: microtubule cytoskeleton organization. The transcript has 11 exons.